CUCAUUAGAAUAUAGGUGAAUAAUAAAAAAGAAAAAGCCUUGGCUGAAGUGAAUUUUUCUCGGGCAAUUGUCAUCUGGUAGGGGGUAAACUUUAGCAGCAAUUUACUCCAUGCACCCCGCACUGGUGGUAGAAUAUUUACAGUGGCGACGACAGUUAUAAGCCCCUCCAAGUCCAGUGAAGUCAGCGACAUACAAAUUGAAAAGUCGUUUAUUUUCCCGCAUCAUCAAUCAAUCAACAGUGCCAUAGUACUCCAUUACCAGCGUCAUUUCUCCAACCACCUUCUCAAAAUGGCAACCGCACCGCUGCGCAUCGGCUAUGUGCCCGAGCACUUCUCUACGCCGCUCCACUUUGCCCAAAAACACUUUGGUUUACAGGCUGAGCUGAUCCCUUUCCCCUCGGGCACGGGACACAUGAUCACCGCCAUACGGGCUGGAGAGAUCGAUGUCGGUAUCGGUCUGACUGAAGGAUGGAUUGCUGGCCUGGGAAAGGAUGAUGUGAAGGAUGACGGCGGCUACCGUCUCGUGGGCACUUAUGUCGAGACGCCACUUUGCUGGGCAAUCUCAACGGGUACCGACCGCAAGGAGAUAACAUCUGUCAGCUCACUCAAGGGCGGCAAAAUCGGAGUAUCCCGCAUCGGAUCCGGCAGCUACGUCAUGGGCUUUGUCCUGGCUGACCGCGAAGGAUGGCUCCAACCCGACGUGAGCCCUUUCUCGCAGACGGUGGUGCUCAACACGUUUGAGAACCUGCGCAACGCCGUCAACUCGGGCGAGGCCGACUUCUUCAUGUGGGAGCACUUCACGUCCAAGAAGUACUACGACAGCGGGGAGAUUCGGCGGGUGGGCGAGAUCUACACGCCCUGGAGCAGCUGGAAGAUUGUGGCAUCGACCAAGCUCUCCGCGAGCGGCGAGCGGGACGCCAGGGUGACGGACCUGCUGGGCAAGCUGGAUCAGGGCAUCAAGUACUUCAACGAGAACAAGGAGGAGGCUGUCAAGUACAUCAGCACCGCCCUCGACUACUCGGAGGAGGAUGCACGCGCGUGGUUGGAAACGGUCAAGUUCCCUGCCAAGACGGAUGGCGUCAAGGCGGAAACGGUUGACAAGUGCGUCAACAUCCUGCAAAAGGCCGGGGUUUUGACCGCUGGCAAGGGAAUGGAGCCCAAGCAGAUGGUGGCUUGAAAUAUGCAGCUUGGCAGUUAAACCGGCGGCAUUGUUUUCGCACAGUUGCUUUUGCAACAGGGAGCCAUGCGGGCACGUUCUUGCACGAGGAAUAAAUGGCAGAGUAUGUGCCGCAGUCAUACGCAUUAACGCCUCAUCAACGGUGGCUAUGCCUGGAGUGAUUUUAAACUUGUCCGUAGCUUGGAGGAUGACAGUAUCACUAGUGUGCGGACGCUCCCGGUAUAAUAAGGGUUACCGGCUUAUUUCUUGGCCUGCAUGAUUUCAAUUCAAAGAGGCGGCGACUUUGUUUCUAACAACCAACAUCAGCUUGGCGUUAGGACACACGAAUAUGGUCAAUCAAAUCAUGUCACAUAUUGAAAAGCAACAUAUCAGGCGACACUGAACAUAGUACGAAG
Pyricularia grisea is the source of this 1571-nucleotide messenger RNA. RefSeq lists its product as uncharacterized. Lineage: Eukaryota; Fungi; Ascomycota; Sordariomycetes; Magnaporthales; Pyriculariaceae. Bases 289 to 1176 code for a protein of 295 amino acids. The transcript is spliced from 2 exons. The record is from RefSeq and is a predicted model, not a curated record.